CAUAUCUAAUAAUAUGUAUCGAUUGGCAAAAAUGGAAAGAUAGAACAUUGAAAGAAUUAAUAAGAGUGACAAGGCCUGGAGGGUAUAUCGAAAUCAUGGAUCUGGAUGCUGAAAUAGUUCAACCAGGACCUAUUGGUCGGAUGUUUGAACAUUUUCGAUUUAAAAAUGUCGAGACUUCUGGAAUCAAUACCGCAUCUAGCGCAGAUAUGGUGAAAACAUUUAGUGAACUCAAGGACGCCGUUGUCGUUGAAAAAUUUGAACACAAAAUACGCCCUUACGGACGCUGGGCAGGGAAAUUGGGGGAGGUGGCAUUGAAGAAUUACAUAGAAUUACUCGAGCCAAUGGGCGUCUUUUACUGUCCUCUCUUUAAAAUUACAGAGGCCGAGUACAAGCAGAUGAUAGUUGACUACGCCGAGGAACUAAAUACAUACCAGUCAUAUAUGAGAGAAUAUCGGGUUGUUAUAAGAAAGCUUGAUAAAGAGUCUACGACA
Paraglomus brasilianum is the source of this 491-nucleotide messenger RNA. The record is from the annotation of a GenBank genome assembly. NCBI's taxonomy places the organism in Eukaryota, Fungi, Glomeromycota, Glomeromycetes, Paraglomerales, Paraglomeraceae.